This is a messenger RNA of Drosophila biarmipes, 2999 nucleotides long. It is a transcript of the gene Klp68D, whose product is annotated as kinesin-like protein Klp68D. NCBI's taxonomy places the organism in Eukaryota, Metazoa, Arthropoda, Insecta, Diptera, Drosophilidae. The coding region runs from base 156 to 2510 and encodes 784 amino acids. The transcript is spliced from 3 exons. Gene Ontology annotation, biological process: microtubule-based movement. Gene Ontology annotation, molecular function: microtubule binding; microtubule motor activity; ATP binding. The record is from RefSeq and is a predicted model, not a curated record.
GAUAGCUUUGCAGCUCUGCCAGCGACUGUUAACCGCAGCCGAGACAAAAAGCGAUUCAAGGUGAAGUAAUUGGCUUCAAAAUAACAGCUACUCGACUUUUUUGAGGGGGAGCCGCCUGAGUCACCACACAAAAGAAGGUCUCCGGAUAUUUGGAGAUGAGUGCCAAGACAAGGAGGCCCGGGACCGGCGGCAGCCAGACGCCCAACGAGUGCGUCCAAGUGGUGGUCAGAUGCAGGCCCAUGAGCAACCGGGAACGCUCGGAGGGAUCGCCGGAGGUGGUCAACGUGUACCCGAACAGAGGCGUUGUGGAGCUGCAGAAUGUGGUGGAUGCCAACAAGGAGCAGCGCAAGGUCUUCACCUACGACGCGGCCUACGACGCGAGUGCCUCGCAGACGACGCUCUACCACGAGGUGGUCUUUCCCCUGGUCAGUUCCGUACUGGAGGGAUUCAACGGUUGCAUAUUCGCCUAUGGACAAACGGGCACUGGCAAAACCUUCACCAUGGAGGGAGUGCGCGGGAAUGACGAGCUAAUGGGCAUCAUACCGCGCACCUUCGAGCAGAUCUGGCUGCACAUCAAUCGCACCGAGAACUUCCAGUUCCUGGUCGAUGUCUCCUAUCUGGAGAUCUACAUGGAGGAGCUGCGCGAUCUGCUGAAGCCGAACUCCAAGCACUUGGAGGUGCGGGAACGGGGAUCGGGCGUAUAUGUGCCCAAUCUGCAUGCCAUCAACUGCAAGAGUGUGGACGACAUGGUUAAGGUGAUGCAGGUGGGCAACAAGAACCGCACCGUGGGAUUCACCAACAUGAAUGAGCACAGUUCAAGAUCCCAUGCUAUCUUCAUGAUUAAAAUCGAGAUGUGCGACACGGAAACGAACACCAUCAAGGUGGGCAAGCUAAACCUCAUUGAUUUGGCUGGCAGCGAGCGUCAAUCCAAGACAGGAGCAUCAGCGGAGCGCCUGAAGGAAGCUAGCAAGAUCAACUUGGCUCUCUCCUCGCUCGGCAACGUGAUCUCCGCCCUUGCCGAGAGUUCGCCCCACGUUCCCUAUCGUGACUCAAAGCUGACGCGAUUGUUGCAGGAUUCGCUUGGAGGAAAUUCCAAGACAAUUAUGAUUGCCAACAUUGGGCCCUCAAACUACAAUUAUAACGAAACGCUGACCACGCUGCGCUACGCCUCGCGAGCCAAGUCCAUCCAGAAUCAGCCGAUCAAGAACGAAGAUCCCCAGGACGCCAAGUUGAAGGAGUACCAAGCUGAAAUCGAGCGACUUAAGCGGCUGAUUGCUCCGCAACAGCAGCAGCGCAGCGUGAAGCAGGUUACGGCGAAGAAGCAGCGCGUCAAGAAGCCCAAGAAAGAGCCCGUGUCCAAAGAAAUGACCGACUCCCUGCAGGUCUCCACCAUUGAGCAACCGCCGGAAGAGGAGAGCGAUCCCGAGGGCGAAGAAUCUGAGUCGGACAAGGAAAACGAGGCCGAGGUGGCAAAGUCCAACGAGGAGCUGGAGCGGGAGCGUGUGGAGAACUCAAAACUGGCAGCCAAACUGGCCGAGCUGGAAGGUCAGCUGGUGCGCGGCGGCAAAAACCUGUUGGACACGUACAGUGAGCGUCAAAUUGAACUGGAGAAGAAGCUCGUGGAAAUCGCCGAGCGAAAGAAGCGUGAAAUCGAGAUCCAACAGCAGCUGGAGUUGCAGGAGGAGACCACACUGGAGAUUCGCGAACGAAACGUUUCACUCGAGCAAGAGGUCGAGCUUAAGAAGCGCAAGCUCUCCAAGUGCUAUGCCAAGUAUUUGGCACUGCAGCAGGAGCUCAACGACUGCAAGUCCGACCACAACCAGGACCUAAGGGAACUCGAGAUGGCUCAGAACGAGCUGGUCAAGGAGUUGAAACGCCAGCUACUGAUCAUCGACAACUUUGUGCCCAUCGAGGUGAAGCAGCGCCUGUACACGCAGGCCAAGUAUGACGAGGAGCAGGAGGAGUGGAAAUUUUCUUCGAUGUCCCUGCCCACGCCUCCUGGUGGCGAUGGCAAGUUCAGCAGCAAGCGACCAGUGUCGCAUCCUCAGCGCAGGAGGCCCAUCUCCGAGUACGCCCUGCAGGAAGCCAAGUCAAAUGCACCGAGCUCCCUACGCUUUAAAAGCGAGAACAUCGUGAACUACGAGUUGGAGAUGCCCUGCCGCACCACACAGGAGUAUCGCACGCCCAAAGUGUCUGCCUCCCUUCAAGCAGUGCUCGCCCAAGCCAUGCAAACGGGCGGAGAUGAUAUCGACAUAGUGGACUCCCACACAAACUCACUGCGCAGCCGUCUGGAGAACAUCAUCAAUGCGAAUGCCAAUGGAGGAGCUGGUCCUGGUGCUGGCACAGCUGUGGGAAGUUCCAUCCCCAACGUCAGAAACAUUAAGUCGAGCCGGGGACUGCCGAGCGCCGCCCCCAACCUGGACUCCAACCGCCGUCCGCCCACGGGCCGUCUGCCGGCAAAGAAGCCAGCCUCGGCCUACCCCAAAGCCCGCGGCCUGGUCAACAAAUAAUCACAAGCCACUCGAAUCGAAAUGAAUUGCAUCUAACCAUAACCAUGCAACACAAACUAACCAAAGUAUUUCAUAGUCAUCGCAAUACGUACACCUCGGUACUGCUAGCCCAAUCUACUCACAUUUCGCGCUUUGAAAAAGUUUCCUUUUGGUUGAGCUAACUUGAAGACCCGGCAUUUAAACUAUAAUAAUUCCACAUUAGUUAAUGCCUCGUGUUUUAAGAAAUUCGGCCAGCCGACCGCAAACACUUUCCUUGAUUGUUUUUAUGUUUAUUUGUUACUCGACUCGAAUUAUUUGUUAUUAAUUUUUAGUACCUAUAUGUUUGUGCUCGUUUAAGUUGGCGCGUGCAUUUACCGGCUUGAGCCAAACCUUCUUCUAUCGUGCAAUCUAAGCUUAAGUUAAACCCACUGCAAUAGUCCAUUAUUUACCUAGUAAAUGAUCUUUAGUUAAUUUACGAACCAAAUAAAACAAGUCCUCAAACACAGAAAA